Molecule: messenger RNA, 1473 nt
Organism: Daucus carota subsp. sativus
Lineage: Eukaryota; Viridiplantae; Streptophyta; Magnoliopsida; Apiales; Apiaceae
Exons: 3
Coding region: 262-1188 (308 amino acids)
Molecular function (GO): polysaccharide binding
Source: RefSeq, a predicted model, not a curated record
AAUACGUGAAAUAUCUGAGUGUAGGACCACAUUUUUGCAGUAAACUGGUUAGUGUCCUUGAUAAAACACCCAAAAGUGCAUUAUAGCUAGAUCCCAAUGAUUCAGACAAGCUCUACUUUUGAGAAAUGGUUGAAAAUAAGCACCUCCACCGAAAGAAAUUUUCAACUAUUAACAAGUUUGAGAAAACAAGAAAACUGUUUCACAUCAACUUUUCAUGUGCUAAUCUCUCUUCCAAUUUCCAGGUCUUGAUACAAUCAUACAAUGCUGCUUGCUACAAUCUCAUGGCUAAUCCUAAACAUCUUGCUCUUGCUCUCCGGUAUUGAACCUAUCUAUGCCACUCCUCCCGACGUCUCGCUAACCAAAUCUACAUGUCAUGAUGCAUGUGGUACAAUACCUGUAAGAUUUCCCUUUGGUACAGGCUUUGGCUGUGGCCAUCCUGAUUUUGGCAGAACAAUCAAAUGUAGUAGCUCCGGAGCACUGCAGUUCUCAACUAGCACUGGCGUUUAUACGAUAUCCUCAAUAGACUACUCAGCCAACAUUCUUAUACUUCAAGACCCUUUCAUGUCAACUUGUGCUUCAAUGCAGAACUCUGGAAGCUUUCAUCUGGACAGCAUGACACCAUUCAAAUACGUGGAGGAAGAUACAUUCGUUCUGCUAGGAUGCUCUACGACGUCUCCUUUGUUUGAUGCAAAUGAGGAUCUAUGUGACACGGGGUCUGGUUUGCAUAUAUGCAGAGGAUUGUAUUCUUGCAAAGGAGUGACAGGCAUUGGAUUAGAACCAAAUGCGCCAAUCUCUACUUGUUGUGUGUAUGAUCCCCCGUUUGCUGUUGGUACCAGUGCUGUCAGUAAUGGUUUAGAUCUUCCUAAGCUGCAAUGCUCAUCAUAUGCAUCCAUAUUCGGGUUUGGGGGAGAUGAAGGGAAUCCGAUGAAAUGGCAAUAUGGGAUUUCACUGCAGUACAAUGACUCGUACUACUCUGAUGAAACAUGCAAGAAUUGUGUCACAAGUGGGGGUACGUGUGGCUUUUCUGCUAUAGAUCAGUCGUUUGCUUGCAUUUGUCGAAAUGGCAUCAACACAACUUCCAAUUGUUUUGGCCGAGGGCACGCUUGGAGCGGGGGCUGGAGACUUAAAAGCCAGAUCAUGAUAAGUGUAGGAGGAAUCUUGAUUUCGGUGAUGCUGUGUUUUCCUUGAAAGCGGGCAAAUGCAGAAAGUACUACGCAGGUUCCAGAUACUAUUGAGUUGGGAGGAUUUAUUUCAAGUUGUUCGUUAUUUUUCACUUAAGCUUGCUCAUUGAAAUCGUUGAUACGGAUUUCACACCAAACUGGUCACCGGUUUCACUCAAAUAUCUCAAAUAAGUCACCCAUUUUAAAGAAUAUAUUAUUUAAAAUAUUUAAUCGAGCAUAUCACUCCAUAAGAGUAAGAUGAUAUCAACCAUCUAUAGAGAAAAUGUUAAAUAUUUGAGAAGUUUUUCAGUUA